Molecule: messenger RNA, 3223 nt
Organism: Ochlerotatus camptorhynchus
Lineage: Eukaryota; Metazoa; Arthropoda; Insecta; Diptera; Culicidae
Product: alpha-protein kinase 1-like
Exons: 3
Coding region: 313-2547 (744 amino acids)
Source: RefSeq, a predicted model, not a curated record
GGACCACUGGAGAUCAGUCUGGUAACGACAUCCGACGCGAGUGGACGCGACAAACAUUCCGGGAGUUUAGCGACGAAUCGAGUCGAAACAGUUGGUAGAAUAGUGUUUUUGUGCGUGUGAAACCCUACGGAUUGGCCAAUUACGGAAGAUUUAUCUUCGAUUGGUAGCAGUGUGAAAGAGUGUGACCGUGAUCUGUUGUAAAACGAAAAAAAAGCUAAUUGAAACAAAAGUGAACUUCGGUGUGGACCAAUUUGGAAGUGCUCGGCGUGAAUUGAAGAGGUGUAAUUAUCCAGCUGGGAAAAGUGUCUCGUGAUGCUGUUGAUGGCUCACGGAAAGAUGAAACUUGUUUGCAUUUUUGCGCUGCUGCUGGCGCUGGUUGCGAGUAGCUCCAGUUCAAGCAACGAAUCCCAAGACGGCGAUGCCGAUGUGAAACGGAUACGGAUAGAUCCGGCACUGCGAAAAGCACUGCUUCGGGCGUUGCGGCACCUCAAGGAACGCCAGGAGGAGGAAAGCGAACAGCUGAACGACUCCAACACCACUGAGGAAAACUUUGCCACCACAAUCCUGGACGAGAUCCUCGAGGAGAGCACAACCCGUGACCGGAAUACCGACAUCAAGUAUCACACGUUUUCGGCCGAUUCCGACAGUUCGUCGAACGGUGAGAAUGAGAUCAUUAAGACGAUCAUCAUCACCAAGCCCCGGACGACGCUGACUCCUCCGAAGGAAGACUUGCUGACCGUACCGGAUCCGAUCAAGGAACGCGAGAACGACGUGGACUCGAACCAAGUAGCUCGUAGCGUUUCUUCGGGAUCAACUAAUCAGCUCCAGGAAGAUGCCAAGGGUGUGAAGGUCUCAGUUGUAACGGCUGUGCCAAGCAUCAGUUCGACUUCACAAGUCACGCCGGCAGUUACUACCACAGUGAGGCCACCGACCACGACAAUCAAGCUUCCGACCCACAAUUCCGACGGUGAAAACAUCGAACGAGUCAAAAGCGAAGACGUCAAAAUCUACCAGGCACCGCUGGUGGCUGCCUUUACUGUGCAGCAAGAUCAACUAGGAAUUCCACGGAAUGUGAUUCCUCUGCUUCAGGGGCCACCCACGAAAAAUCCUGUCGAAUUUCGACCUUCCACUCCGGUGGCACCUACGUCGAGUUCUGCAGCACAGGUUCCUUCGGCACCUAACCAAACUAUGUCCGCUGCCACCGUUGCACCGAUUCCUCUUCACACCCAGGCACUCGAAGAGAAGACUCGCUUCUUGGAACAGCAGCUAAUCACUCUUCAGACCCAGCAACGCAUCCAGGAGCAGUUGCUCCGCUCGAAGAUCCUCCAAGAACAACAGGUCAUCCUUCAACAGCAGCAGCAACUGCAACAGCAACGGGUCCGGCUCGAGGAGGAAACCCGUGUCCGUUUGCAAAAGUUCGAAGAAGAACAGCGCCUUUUCCGUCAACAGCAGCAACAAUUCCAACAGCAACAGCAGCAGCUGAAAUUUCAACAACACCAUCAGCAACACCAACAACAGCAGCAGCAGCAACAACAACAACAACAGCCGCAGCAACAACAGCAAAAACAACAACAGCAACAGCAGCAACACCAACAACAACAGCAGCAACACCAACAACAACAGCAGCAACAACAACAACAACAACAACAACAACAACAACAACAACAACAGCAGCAGCAGCAGCAGCAACAGCUCUUCAAGCCAUUCCCAAAUCAGCAACUACCAAACAAUCUACCACCACCACAAUUCCAACAACUGCAGCUACAGCAGCAACAACUACAGCAGCAACAACUACAGCAGCAGCAACUACAGCAGCAGCAACUACAGCAACAGCAACUACAGCAACAGCAACUACAGCAGAAGCCAGUGCUACUGCCACAAUCGCAACAGCUCCAAUUCUUCCAGGAACUGCCUCGCAACACUCCGGCCAUCCAGUUCAUUCCAAGUGUGUCCCUGCCCACCAAAGCACUCCCGAUCUCGGUGGAACUACAGCUUCCGUUCAAGGAACCCGUUAACUUCCAGCCGAAUUAUCCUAGGAAUCCCGAUGUUGAGCAGAUCAAAUCCAUCAGUCCUCCGCUCCAACAGUUCCCAAUCAUUCCUCCCUCUCCACCGCAACUAUCCAAACAACAGCUACUUCCUCUGAAACCCUUCCAGUCGUUCAACGUCAACCCAGGGCUGGCGCCUCUAUCCGUCCAACAACAGGUUCCUUUCGAUCAGCAAAUCUCUCACCUCCAGCGCAACCGUGUCUUCCGCCACGACACCGGUACCGGCAACUUCGGUUUCAACCAGCAAUCCAACGUCCCAUUCCGUCCAUCGCAACCGAUUCCGAUCGUCCAGCAGACCGGUGGCUUCCAACCGCUCCGCAACGACAAUCAGCUCCAGAACCUCCUGGUCCAGUCUGGUAUCACGUCCCGUUCGGCGGAAGAUUUCAACAUCAUCACCAAGGUGCUGGCCUUGAAUCACGGUAUCCCACAGUCCUCGUCCCAACAAAUGUUCGCCAAGCUUAGCCCCGAACAACAGCAGCAGCUGCUGUUCCGGAAGAAGUAAGUCUGCUACUUCCACUGCUAACCUGUGUUUCCGAUCUUCCACCCUUCCCCGGAAUCCCACAUUCCACCACCUGUAAUAACACGCAUGGGUGCGAGUUCCGAAAGCGGAGCAUGAGUGAAAUGCGCGAGUGAGUGUGAGAGUCGCUAGUGACCUAGUCUGCCAUAUUUAUUGUGUGAGUGAGUGAAAGCGCGUUUCUUAGCACACACACACAUCCACCCACACAGUCUCCCACCAACAGCCUACCAUAUACGUCACAGCACCAGUUUCUCUGUUUAACCGCCUGUCCCUCCUUAAUACCUAGGUUUAAAGUUCUCCUCAAUUUCAACGUCCAUAUUUUACGUUUAAUCUCCAUAAUCGAGUUUAAGAGUAGCCACCCCCAAGUAAGUUAUUUUCUAAAGACAGAGAGGAAGAUUAACGUGAGCGGUCAGUGUAAUUUCCGAAAGAAAUUUGAUCAAAACAAACAAAAUAGCAGCGGAGUUUAGUGACAGGACUAUAGAGGUAACCCUGCCCUUGGCAAUCUAACAAAGCAAAUUAACACAAAUCAUACGGAUAGCCUGAUGAGUUGUGGAGCGACGAUGGAAUCGUGAAUAAUUCGCGAUUUUUCACGGCGUCGCACCGUGCAGCGAGGUGUACUAAUAAUAAUUUAUCGGAAAUAAAUGUCACAUUUUUUUUUAAA